Molecule: messenger RNA, 3253 nt
Organism: Conger conger (European conger)
Lineage: Eukaryota; Metazoa; Chordata; Actinopteri; Anguilliformes; Congridae
Gene: srsf10a
Product: serine and arginine rich splicing factor 10a
Exons: 6
Coding region: 117-905 (262 amino acids)
Molecular function (GO): RNA binding
Source: RefSeq, a predicted model, not a curated record
UGCGACUGUGUUGUUCCAAAAGCAAGCAGUCUUUCCCUCGUACGUUACAUGCCAGUCUUCGCUGUCUGCGGGGCUACGCAACCAUCCUAAUUAAGUUGCAAGCGAUAAACUACACAAUGGCCAGGUACCUGCGGCCACCAAAUACCUCCCUCUUCAUCAGGAAUAUAUCCGACGAGACGAGGCCAGAGGAUUUGCGUCGUGAGUUUGGGCGUUAUGGGCCUGUAGUAGAUGUCUACAUUCCAGUUGACUUCUAUACACGCCGGGCAAGAGGAUUUGCUUACAUUCAGUUUGAGGAUGUCCGCGAUGCCGAAGACGCGCUUCACAACCUGGACAGGAAGUGGGUGUGCGGGCGGCAGAUCGAGAUCCAGUUCGCGCAGGGAGAUCGGAAAACUCCCGGUCAGAUGAAGGGGAAGGAGCGCCACUCCCCGCGGAGCUUCUCCGGAUACGACGACUACGAGCGGGAGGGCCGCCGCCGACGUUCCCGGAGCCGGAGCUACGAGCGCCGGCGUUCCAGGAGCCCCUCCUACGAGCGCCGCCCCCGCCGGUCCGAGAGCCCCCGAGACUCGCGUUCGACCGGCAGACACCGACAGAGUGGGAGUCACGAGAACGACAGGUACAGACCUCCCCAACGCGACCACCACCGGCCCCAUCAUGGCCCACCGUCCCACAGCCGGUCGAACAGCCCCUCCCCGUCCCGUUCCAGGUCGUCCCGUGGCAAGAAGGAGGCCAAACCCAAGUCCCGGUCCCCGUCCAAAUCUCUGAGUCCUCCACCGGAGGACUACCACCUGGCCCCCGCGUCGCGCGGCUCCCAGAAGCACUCGCCCUCCCGCUCGCGGUCCCGCUCCCUCUCGCGAUCCCGGUCCCGCUCUCGAUCCUGGGCCGGCCGCAAGUCCGGGGGGCACUAAAAACGCUACGCCCCACCCCCACCACCGCCACCGCCACCGCCCCCAAACCUCCGUUCUGGUCCUGGAGAGCCACAGAAACCGCUGGUUUUCCUUUUCACUUCAAAAUUAGCUGUUGCUACAGGCAUAGGAAGCCAGGAGAGUCACCUUUACUGUGAAUCGGCCCUUUGAACAAACCCGCUGGGCUUUGCGCCACCAAAGAGCUGUGAUUGGUUAUAACUGACAAGUCACUGACCGCAUAUGGUACCUCUAACCGUUCUUGGUCUUGAAACCUCACUCUGCCAUUUAAAUUCGAAUUUAAAUUCCAGAUCGACAGUUUUAACUGAUUAAUUAACUGCAGAGGAGAACCUGACGUGCGUUCAAAACGCUUUAGUAACGUUCGCCAACAUAUUGAAACUAUUUUUCUGUUCGCCACAAACCUUAGCUAAUGUUAGCUAACGGUUUGAAAAGGUAGUGCGCGGCAAACAAAAAUGGCUGCGGAUGGGGAAAACGCAAAGCGAUAUUACAUUUUUACAAAUAUUUGGCUGUUAUAAUACAACUUUAAUCAAUGUAAUAUUAGUUAUUAGGUUUAGAAAUAUAUCACAGGUAAGCAACGAAUCGGCUAGCUGCCAUUGUUAGACCCAUCCAGUUCGCAUCCAUUUAUAUAAAAAAUGCGUAGCUGACGAACUAAAUGCAAUGUAAAUUUAAAAUCAUUCAGCAGUAACCGUUUGCUGCAAACGUAGUUCGCCGUGAACGAUCGCUGUCUUGAACGCACGUCUGUACUUGCAUGUGGCUCUGUAGAACGAGAGUUGAGGACCACUGAUCUAGAUCCUUCCAUAACCAUCACCCCACCAUGAGCAGAUACUAUUUUACGUGCAUUGUGUUCGGAUUCCUAGUUUAACGGCUUCACGGAUCGUCGUGGAGAGGCCUGGUUAAUUUUGGGUUACCGUUGGGAGGUUUUGUCUUGAGAUUUAAGUAACAUUAACAUUGUUUACCGAAUGCAUCUGAUGUGACUGCACUCGGUGAAUCGGGCCACGGCCAAAAUGAAAAUUUGUGUACAGUAUUUAUACAGCAUAAUUAUUUUAUUAGUCAGAUUUGUCGAAGAAAGCCGAGCGAGUACUAAAGUGGUAACCGCGUCUGGAACCGGGGUGUGACUGGUUUGGAAGAAUGACCUUCAUGACUGCAGCUACAGCCUUCUUUCUCCCUUUCUUAUAAAAGAUAUGAAAAGCAUUAAAAAAAAAUUAAAGUACAUUUGAUUGGCCUCUGCCGUUUAACUCGGAAAAUGUGGCAGGAUUUUCAUUUUAUUUUAGUUUGUUUCGUUUUAAGUUGUAUUGCAAUAUUGUAAUUGGUCUAUCUGUGUGUUAUUUGGGUGUCCUGCUUCUGAUUUGAGAAGUUUCAGAAGUGGAUUCUGGGUAGGCAGGUGGGCUAAAGGGACGCUCCCAGUUAUAGUAUUAAUGCAAACAUUUCAGGGUGGGCGGGGAACCUCUGUCGGGUAGGCUUUAAAAGGCAGAAUCUUGUUUUUAACCGCAUAUUGUUCGUUUAUUUUAUAUAUAAUCUAAGAAAUGUAUAGAAGGCAGGAUCUGGGUGCUUGGUGGACGGUCUUGAAAACCGCCACCGCGGUGCCCAAAAUAAGGGUUCCUUUUAUGUAUAAUCUAAGAACAUCCACUUAAUCUAUGGGACUUUUCUGUAUAAACAUUAUAUACAGCAAUGUGUUUGUUUGAUGCACAUCCGCUUAGAGGUUUCAGUUCUUCUUUUCCAUAUGUAACAAGUGAAACUUCUUCUGUGAUUAAGUUGAUGUUUCUCUGGUUCUUUCUUUUUUUUUGGGGGGGGUGGGGUACUUUGUCUGUCUGUUGAGAGCUAGUCUUCCACUCAGAAAGUUCACUUGUAUUUUUCUAAGAUAUGACGAGUGUUUGAUUCAACCCGCAUACACUGACAUACUGUUGUCUUUCCCACAUGAGUUUGCGUUGAAAGCAAUGUUAAAAGGACGCCUGUUUGGCCCGCGAACAGGUGAGCUAUGUUCAGCCAUUUUGUGAGAACAAUUGCGAACAGCACAGGUUGAGUAAAUGGCGUCUGUUCGUUUAUGAAUCGAUAUGCAGUAGCAUUCCUAAUGUUUAUAGGUAGUUUGUUUUUUGAAUCCAUACUGGUUUCCCCCUUAAAUAAUACUGAUGAAAGUGUGGUUUAAUUGUUAUAUCCGAGGUAAAAAGCCAUCUCUCGUUGUCAAGAUGUGCCGUCUUUGAAUUUGUUCCUCAAAAACUUAAUUUGGGUUUCUGCCCCUUCUGUGGCUUAUUAAUCUUGUAUACACUUUAUUACUCAUAACUGAACUGUAAUGGUUGUAUGUUAUUACUUUGAGUAAAGGUUUGCUUGACAAUUCA